Molecule: messenger RNA, 1789 nt
Organism: Dermacentor silvarum
Lineage: Eukaryota; Metazoa; Arthropoda; Arachnida; Ixodida; Ixodidae
Product: F-box/LRR-repeat protein 14
Exons: 2
Coding region: 5-1747 (580 amino acids)
Biological process (GO): SCF-dependent proteasomal ubiquitin-dependent protein catabolic process
Cellular component (GO): SCF ubiquitin ligase complex
Molecular function (GO): protein binding
Source: RefSeq, a predicted model, not a curated record
AGCCAUGGAAAGCCAGCCGGCGGCAUGGGUCGCUGAUGGUUGCCGGGCGGACACCGAACAGGCGGAAGAGCAGCGGCAUUGCUCUUCGCCUUCUCCAGACACCGCCGUUAGCAGUACGUCAGCAGACGCAGAACCGGCGGCGACGGUGGCGUCCGGCCCUCAGCCUCCUUGCUCGGACGAGCUAGGCAUCGAAAUUCUGAACCCUGAGGUGAUUCGGCUGAUCUUCGGUUACCUCGACGUACAAAACCGGGGCCGUAUGGCGCAAGUGUGCACCGCCUGGAAGGCCAUCGCCGACGAGCGCUGCAUCUGGGUGGAUGUAGAGGCGCGGCUGAGGCUUUCCGAGUGCAGCACCUCGGUUCUGGACUGCGUCGCUCGACGAGGCAUACGACGCGUGAAGGUCCUCGGCUUCAAGGGCGAUCAGGUGGCGCAGCUGGUCCGGGCGCUGCCGCACAUAAAGUCGCUCGAUUUGUCCGACAACUUUAGCGUGAACAACAGCGUCGUCAUUGGGGCGUUCGAACCGCGGGUGUGCGAAUCGCUCGCCAUUCUGAACCUGAGCUGGUGCCCGCAGAUCGACGACUCGGCGAUAGAGUGUCUCACCAACCAGCUCCCCAACCUCGAGGAGCUGUACUUGAUCGCCUGCGACCACAUUACCGAUUCCAGCAUGGGCUUCAUCGCUGCCAGGCUGCCCAGGCUCAGGGUGCUCGACAUCAAAGAAUGCGAAGUGUCCAGCGCGGGCCUGCAGCAGCUGGCGGGAUUCUGCGAGGAUGGGGUGCUGUCGGCUACGCUUGGCGCGAAAGCGCUGACGCAUCUCGGCCUCGAGGACUGCGCGCUCGUUUCCGACGCCGGUCUGGAGUCCAUCAGCUUGGGCUUGCUUCACCUGUUGCGCUUGGACCUCAGCAUGUGCCUCGGUGUUACGGAUGCGGGAUUUGAGCACGUGGGAAAGAUGAUGUCCCUCAAGGACCUGGCCCUGACCGGCUGCGAGGACUUGACGGGACUCACCGUUCAUCACCUCGCCGUCGGCCGGUUCUCGCUCACUAGCCUCGACAUCGCUUACUGUAACCACAUCGACGACGAUGCCAUUUCGAACAUCUCGCGUGGUUCGGGCCUGCUCGCGCUGAGGACGCUCAACAUCACUGCCUGUCCCGUGACGGACGUCGGCAUCUCCACGUUGGCGCAGAAGUUGACCGACCUCAGGGUGCUAAACAUAUCCGAGUGCGAUCUCGUCACCAAAGAAGGCAUCGCUGUCGUGUCAGCGCAUCUGCGCAGGUUGCGUGCUGUUCACAUGAGACUCUGCAUGGGCCUGACGAACAUUGCCCUGAAGCACUUGUCACGCAUAUCUAGUCUAGAGGUGGUGAACCUGAAGGGCUGUAGCAAGUUAAGGAACAAGGCAAUGUCCUACAUGGCACCCGGCAAAACGCAGUCGAAUAUCCUGGAACUGGACGUCAGUUUCACGGCCAUAAACGAUGCUGGCGCCCGCUACAUAGCACAGGGCAUGCAGAAGUUGCGGAGCCUGAACCUGAGCGGCUGCAUGGUUGGCGACAAGGGCGUGGCACGCAUCGCGCGCAGCCUGGGCAGUCUGAGCACACUGAAGAUCUCGCGCUGCCACGAAAUCAGCGACAACGGCAUAAAGGCGAUCGCCUGCAACCUCAAGAACCUGAAGGCCAUCGACAUCAAGGGUUGUCCGAGGACUACAUCAGCCGGAAGGCGUUGCCUGAUCGCCAGGUUGCCAAACCUGAAAUUCCUGUGAGGUCGAAAAACUCUAAAAGAACGCAGUAAUGGACAGAGUAGG